CUUGGAUUGGUGCCUUAAUUAAAACUUUAAUGUGAACAUCAAAACUCACAUGUGGCGUCGUUUAGUAUAGAGAUAGAGAGAUAGAGUUGGCGUUAGCGAGAAGGAGAGGCCAGUAUUAGUCACAUAUCUCCAAAAACCAAAUCAACCCUUAUCCUCCCUCUUUUAUAUAUCUUCUCUUCACCCUCUCUUAUUCAAGGCUCUCUCUCUCUCUAUCUCUCUCGGAAUCUACGCUCCAAGGAUCAAAAUGGCACCGAGGUCAAGCAAAGGGAAGUCAAACAGAGGGAAAGGAGAGAAGAAGAAGAGAGAAGAGAAAGUGUUGGUGCCGAGUCUGGUUGAUAUCACAGUCACGACUCCUUACGAAACACAAGUGAUACUCAAAGGAGUCUCUACUGACAAGAUCAUUGAUGUGAAAAGGCUUCUGGCAUCUCAUGUUGACACUUGCCACCUCACCAACUAUUCCCUCUCGCAUCAGGUGAAAGGGCAUAGAUUGAGUGAUAACAUCCAAGUGGUUACCCUCAAGCCUUCUGUCCUCCGUAUGAUUCCGGAGAACUACGUGGAGGAAAGUCAAGCUUUGACUCAGGUGCGGAGAGUCCUAGACAUCGUAGCGUGCACCACCAGGUUCUCCUCCGUCUCCAAAGCUUCUUCCAACAAACUCAUCGCCGUCGGAAAUGGCAAUCCGGCAGCGGAGGGACUGGACAUGGUCGCUAUCCACCCGACGCCCAAGCUCUCUCAAUUUUACGAGUUUUUCUCCAUUCCCAACGUCUCUCCUCCGAUUCUUCAGUUGAAGAAAGUGGAUGGUGAAGAAGCUGGAGAGAGGCGUGAUGGUGACUAUUUUGAACUUAAGGUCAAGAUAUGCAAUGGGAAGGUUAUACAUGUGGUUGCAUCGGUUAAAGGUUUCUUUGCCGUUGGGAAGCAGCUCUCUCAUACCCAUUCCAUUGUUGAUUUGCUUCAGAAUGUCAGCAAUGCUUUUGCCAAGGCUUAUGAGUCACUGAUGAAAGCUUUCACUGACCGGAAUAAGUUUGGCAACCUUCCGUAUGGGUUACGCACAAACACGUGGCUUGUACCCCCUUCUGAGUCUUUAUCAACCUUCUCCCCUUUACCAACAGAGGAUGAAAACUGGGGAGGGAACGGUGGAGGCCAGGGGAGGAAUGGUGAACAUGAUCUUCGUCCCUGGGCGGCUGAGUUUUCUGUGUUAGCUACGCUUCCUUGCAAGACUGAGGAGGAGAGGGUUAUUCGUGAUAAGAAGGCUUUUCUGCUUCAUAACCUGUUUGUUGAUGCCUCUGUUCGAAGAGCUGUUAGAGCCAUUUCCGACGUGAUUGGUACUAAUCAACGCACAAGUGGAACUAGUGACUUCCCUGCAGGCUCCAUCCUUCUUGAAGAUCGGGUUGGAGAUUUGUCUAUUAUUGUAAAACGUGAUGUUGCCGGCCUUGACCAGAAUCCUAAAGGUGCAUUUCAAAAUGAAGCAUUUCCUUUGUCAUCCAAGGAACUUAGUGAAAGGAAUCUGCUAAAAGGGAUAACAGCUGAUGAGAGUGUCAUUGUUCACGAUAUUUGGGCUUUAAGCACAGUUAUUGUAAAGCACUGUGGAUAUACAGCGGUGGUAAAUGUCAAGGGCGAAACUAAGAAGGGAAUGGCUGGUUUACGUGAUAUUGUGAUCGAUGACUUACCGGAUGGAGGAGCUAAUGCUCUUAACCUUAACAGCUUAAGGGUUCAGCUUCACAGGUCCCAUAGUGUCGGAAAAUCUGGAGGGAACCAGCCUCCACAGUUUGAUUUGGAUGAUUUAGAGUCUUUUAGAUGUUUGGUACAUGAACUAGUUAAAAAUAACCUAACGAAGUUAGAAGAAGAAAGGGAAUCUUCCGAAAGGUCCAUCAGAUGGGAGCUCGGUUCUUGCUGGGUUCAGCAUCUACAAAAGAAAGAAACAGUAACGGAAGAUCUCUGUGGGAAGCCUGCAAUGAAUGGUGAGACUGACCUUUCAGUCAAAGGUUUGGGGAAACAAUUUAAAGUUCUAAAGAUGAAAAAUAAGAAAUCAGAAAAUACAAGUACCGUGAAGGGAAAGGAAGAAAAUAUCAGUCUACGCGAGUUAGAUGGGGAGGCUGAUCAACACUUUGAGGCUGAACUGAAGGAACUGGUUUCUGAAGAAGCUUUCUCUCGCCUAAAAGAAAGUGGAACUGGUCUCCAUUUAAAGUCAAAAGAAGAGCUUACCAAGAUGGUAUAUGGAUACUAUGAUGAAAUUGCUUUGCCAAGGCUGGUAGCAGAUUUUGGAUCCCUGGAGCUUUCUCCAGUUGAUGGCCGCACAAUGACAGACUUCAUGCAUAUUAGAGGACUCCAAAUGCGUUCUCUAGGACAUGUGGCUAAACUUGCUGAGGACCUUCCUCACAUACAGUCCCUCUGUAUUCAUGAGAUGAUUACGAGAACUUUCAAGCAUCUUCUUAGGGCGGUUAUUGCAUCUAUCAAUAAGAUGGCAGAGCUACCUGGGGCUAUAGCUGCGUCAUUAAAUUUCAUGCUUGGCCUCCAUGGGUUGGAAGGGAGUGAUGGAAUCUCCAGUGAAGAGUCUUGUCUCAGAUUACAGUGGCUACAGAAAUUUCUCUCCACUAGAUUUGGUUGGAUACAGAAAGAUGAGUUCAAGCAUUUGAAUAAAGUUUCCAUUCUCCGAGGACUUUGCCAGAAGGUUGGGUUAGAACUAAUUCCAAGAGAUUAUGACUUCGAUUCUCCAAAUCCCUUUAAGAGCUCUGAUGUUUUUGGCUUGAUACCUGUGUGCAAGCAUGUGCUAUGCGUUUCAUCUGACGGAAGGACACUCUUGGAGUCAUCAAAACUUGCUCUUGACAAAGGAAAACUAGAUGAUGCUGUCAACCAUGGAACAAAGGCAUUAGCCAAGAUGAUUGCUGUCUGUGGACCUUAUCAUAAAAAUACUGCUUGUGCGUACAGCCUUCUAGCCGUUGUACUGUACCACACUGGCGAUUUUAACCAGGCAACUAUAUAUCAACAGAAGGCUCUGGAUAUAAAUGAAAAAGAACUUGGUCUCGACCAUCCCGACACUAUGAAAAGCUAUGGGGAUCUUUCUGUAUUUUAUUAUCGCCUUCAGCACAUUGAGUUGGCACUGAAAUAUGUGAACCGUGCUUUGUUUCUUCUUCAUUUCACUUGUGGGCUAUCUCACCCGAAUACUGCUGCCACAUAUAUUAAUGUGGCUAUGAUGGAGGAAGGAGUAGGGAACGUUCAUCUAGCUCUAAGAUACCUACAUGAAGCUCUAAAGUGCAAUAAACGAUUGCUAGGAGCUGACCAUAUUCAGACAGCAGCAAGCUAUCAUGCAAUAGCUGUGGCUCUCUCUCUCAUGGAAGCAUAUUCAUUGAGUGUGCAUCAUGAACAGACUACACUUCAGAUACUUACAAAAACACUUGGAUCAGAUGACCUUCGUACACAGGAUGCUGCUGCAUGGCUUGAAUAUUUUGAAUCAAGGGCCAUAGAGCAGCAGGAAGCAGCUCGAAAUGGAAUCCCAAAGCCUGAUGCUUCCAUUGCGAGCAAAGGCCACCUUAGUGUAGAAGAUCUUAUGGACUAUAUAAGUUCUGAUCCAGACAAUAAAGGAAGUGUUGUUCACAGAAAACUGCGGCGUCUCACUGUUUCACCGGUCAGUGAUAGUGGUGCAUCAGCUGAUGAUGCUACCCACUCCGUUGCUUCACAGCAUGGCAUGGCUACAUUGAACGACGUGGUAGAAACAAAUGUCACUGAGAGUAAGAACGAAGUAAAUGAUCCUAAUGCCGUUGUGGAUGAGGUCGAAAUAGAGACGGGUGAUACUUUAGUACACAGGCUAAAUGUAGACAACCAAACUGUGGAAGAGUCAGCUUUAGGUGAGGGCUGGCAAGAGGCUUACCCAAAGGGGAGAUCCGGAAAUGGUGCUAGAAAGAAAUUUAGACAAAGGCAGCCUUAUCAGAGAGUGUCGCUUAAUAGAAAUCUCAAUGGAAGACAGGAUGUUCAUCAACAUUAUAUAGCUUCUCCCUUGCAGAAAACGACUCCAAGACCCUCACUCUCUAAGCCAUCAUCUCUUAGGGCUCUGAAGAAUGGAGAGAUAGAUGUCAGUAAAAAAACAAUUAAGCCACAAAUAAAGUCUCCUGGUUAUGCUGCGGCGACCAGUACUACUUUGGCUUCAAAGUCACUCUCAUACAAAGAGGUUGCUUUGGCACCACCAGGUACAGUUCUGAAGCCGAUGUUAGAAAAAUUAGAACUGAAUUUGGAAAGAACUGAAACUCAGAUAUACAGGAUCUCAAGUUCAUCAACCGGAGAAGAAAGCAAGUCUGAUGCUGUAAUGUCGGAUUUGCCAACGGAAGGCACAGAGCUCCCCUGUGAAAAAGAAGAAUCAGAAGAAAGUGUUGAGUCAGUAGAAAAUCUAACGUCAGAGCCUGAAGAGGAUUUAGUGUCCUGUCGUGAGCAAAAGGCUUCUGAUAUCAGCAGGAGAAAGCUGUCUGCCGCCGCAGAGCCGUACAAUCCUGGAGGUUUCUUGGUUACUGAUCCGCAUAGUCUGGCUGCAGAGCCUAUUUCCGGAACUGGAAUUCAUUCACCACCAUAUUACGGUGCUAAUUACCCAAAUGGAAAUGGAAUGCCAAAAACCAUGAAUCCGGAUGCACCAGAGUUCGUUCCGAGGAGAUCCGUGAUGAAAAGCUCUCUACAUGAAGGUGGAGAUGCAAGUGUAUCCGUUGACUCCAGCAGUGGCCUAGAGGCUGAGAAAAACGCAGCUGCGUUGAAGAAGGAAGAGCUGGCGAGGCAGAUACUACUUAGCUUCAUCGUAAGUUCAUCCCAGAAGGAGGUUGUAGCAUCUAAGAAGAAAGAAAACAAGCCUAAAGAUGACUUGGCAGAUACCUCUGCAAAGGAUAGUACAGUAACAGAGAUAGUUUACAGAAGAGAAGAGGACAGUGGAGUGAAGGAAAAUGAGACGGAUGGAGGUGAAGGGUUUGUCAUUGUUGCGAAGAAGAGGAGGAAGAAGCGACUUACCAACGAUGCAGCUGGGAUUUACCAUCAACCGUCGUCCGUUUGUGCAUGAUCUGAUAAGUGGAUUUGAUCAAAAUAAAGCUUCUUUGUUAAGCAGAGUAUACUCAUCUCAUUUGGCUUAUUGCAUUUCUUUUCGGGUUUGGGUGGUUCUGUUCUUAUGUAUGAUACACGUUAGACCUGUUGGUGCUGCAAAAAUUUCGUACAUUUUCCC
Messenger RNA from Brassica napus (rape), 5185 nucleotides. Its product is annotated as protein REDUCED CHLOROPLAST COVERAGE 3. The record is from RefSeq and is a predicted model, not a curated record. Gene Ontology annotation, molecular function: protein binding. NCBI's taxonomy places the organism in Eukaryota, Viridiplantae, Streptophyta, Magnoliopsida, Brassicales, Brassicaceae. Bases 245 to 5026 code for a protein of 1593 amino acids. Gene Ontology annotation, cellular component: cytoplasm. The transcript has 22 exons. Gene Ontology annotation, biological process: organelle organization.